Messenger RNA from Hibiscus syriacus, 795 nucleotides. RefSeq names its product single-stranded DNA-binding protein, mitochondrial. Gene Ontology annotation, biological process: mitochondrial DNA replication; positive regulation of helicase activity. The record is from RefSeq and is a predicted model, not a curated record. Gene Ontology annotation, molecular function: single-stranded DNA binding. Gene Ontology annotation, cellular component: mitochondrial nucleoid. The transcript is spliced from 6 exons. Lineage: Eukaryota; Viridiplantae; Streptophyta; Magnoliopsida; Malvales; Malvaceae. The coding region runs from base 81 to 722 and encodes 213 amino acids.
AUUUUUUGUUUCAAUUCUCUUGCUUUCUUCUUCAUCCCUUCGGGUUUUUCUGAGUUUCGAUCAACUCACAGGAAUACAGUAUGACUUCACUUGCCAUCAGAUGUGCAAAGCUCCUUAGAGUAUCUGUUUCUACAACACCCACCUCUUCUCUAGUCGAGGGUGUGCGACGUACCUCCAAGAUGUGGUAUUCAACAGGUUCGGUUGAUGAUUCUGAAGAUGAUGACUGGGUAACCAAAGAGGCUGAUGAUGCUUUGAGUUUCAAGCCAGACAGGCGUGAGCCACGGCCCCAAGGUGUCAGUCCUGGAAAGGGUUGGGAUUUUCGUGGUGUACACAAGGCAAUUAUAUGUGGGAAAGUUGGGCAAGCCCCCGUGCAGAAGAUAUUGAGAAAUGGAAGAACUGUGACUAUAUUUACAGUUGGAACAGGUGGUAUGUAUGACCAGAGAAUCAUACGGGACCAAAACACACCAAAACCUGCCCAAUGGCAUCGAAUUGCUGUGCAUAAUGAUACACUUGGGGCAUAUGCAGUUCAACAAAUCACUAAAAACUCUCAAGUCUUUGUUGAGGGUGAUAUUGAGACCAGAGUUUACAAUGACAGCAUAAAUGGUGAAGUUAAAUAUGUACCAGAAAUAUGUAUCCGCCGUGAUGGAAGAAUUCGCCUUAUAAAGCCUGGUCCAGGUGUUAACAAUAUAUCCUUUGAUGACCUGAGUGAGGGAUUGGUGUAGUCUGACCUAUAAGGGCACAUAGUGAGAAACGUUUCACCGAAAAUGGGAGCAGCGGAAACUUCUAACUUUAUAU